CCUAACCCCGAGCACCAAAGCCACUGCCGGGCGACUUGGGGGGACCUUCUGCCGCACGUCCCUGCCAUCGCUGGGGUUUCUGUUUUAUUUUCCUGGAGGGGAAAGGUGGUGGGGGGGGAACCAAAACCAACAUGGUCUCCCCGUGUCCUCUGUUCCCCUCUUCCCCCUUCCCCCUUCUGUCAUCUCAGUAGGAAUCGGCUUUUCCUUACUCUGCCCAGAGCUUUGCUUCUCCUCAGACUCUGACAAGACUCCAGGAAACCAAGAUGGAUUACAGCUCGUUCAGCGGAGUCCCGCGGUUCUUGACCCGGCCUAAGGCGUUCAUGGUGUCUGUGGGGAAGGAUGCCACCUUGAGCUGCCAGAUCAUUGGAAACCCCAUCCCAGUUGUGAGCUGGGAAAAGGAUAAACUUCCAGUCCAGUCUGGGGGAAGGUUUAAAACCACAGAAGAUGGGGAUCUCUAUCGGCUAACAAUCUACGAUCUGAGCCUGGAGGACAGUGGCCAAUAUAUCUGCCGGGCCAAGAACACCAUCGGCGAAGCUUUUGCAGCUGUCAGCAUCAAAGUUGGAGAGGAGACCACAGUAACGGAGUCAGCCCCAUACUUCAUCCAGAAACCCUCCUCCAUCAAAGUAACAUUGGGAGAAGACGCCAUGUUCAAAUGCAAAGUCCAGGGCAGCCCUCCCCUCUCGGUGAACUGGGAGAAGGAUGGGAGACACCUGCGGAACCGGACUGAUGCUGGACGCUUCCAGAUAGAGUCUGCCGGGGAGUCAAACGCUCUCACCAUCCAGUGUGCCCGGCUCGGGGACAGCGGCACCUACACCUGCCGGGCAGAGAAUCCCAUCGGCUCUGCCAGCGCUUCAGCCGCGCUGGUGGUGGAAACGCAGGGCUUUUCCAACCCGGGCAGCAGCAGCCAUUUCGAUACCAGCUGCGGCAAGACGGCAUCCUUGUUGUCUCACUUGCAAAAGAGGCGGGAGGAGAUCAGGAAGAUGGACAUCUCCCAUGGGGCUCUUGAUUCAACGUCUGCCCAGUCUUACUCCAUGGCAGAAGGGUUGUCCGGCAUCAGCUACAGCCUCUCCCGGGAUUAUGAGAGAGCGGCUGGACUUACCACCAAAGGGGCCCGCAACGCGACUUUCGGGGCAUUGACACGCACGUGCAGCGUGACGGAGGGGAAGCACGCCAAGCUGAGUUGCUACGUGACGGGUGAGCCCAAGCCAGAGAUUGUGUGGAAGAAGGACAAUGAGGUCAUUUUGGAAGGGCGGCGGCAUGUCAUCUAUGAGGAUGAUCAGGAGAACUUUGUGCUGAAGAUCCUCUUCUGCAAGCAGAUAGACAACGGGCUGUACACCUGCACGGCCUCCAACCUGGCAGGCCAGACGUACAGCUCCGUGCUCGUCACCGUCAAAGAACCCUCAAUACCCUUCAAGGAAAAACUGAAGGAUCUUGAAGUGAGGGAGAAGGAAUCUGCCACCUUCCAAUGUGAAGUGCCUGUUCCUAGUACAGAGACAGCUUGGUACAAGGAGGAAACCAAGCUCCGGCAGAGCAAGAAGUACAACAUCGAAGAAGAGGGCACGUAUCGCCGGCUCACUGUCCAGAACGUCACCACAGAUGAUGAUGCUGUCUAUAUCUGUGAGAUGAAAGAAGGGAGCAGGACCAUCGCGGAGUUGUCUGUCCAAGGGAACAUCAUUAAAAAACUUCCACGAAAGACUGCGGUGUUCAUAAACGAUACAGCCAUCUUCUGUGUGGAGCUGGACAAUGAAUGCCAGAACAUCCAAUGGCUGAAAAAUAAACAAGAAGUGAAACCCAGUGAUCGAAUCUCCAUCACGUGCUCCGGCAAGCAACAUACCAUGAUCAUCCGAGAGUGUAAGAUGGAAGAUGCUGGUGAGAUUGCCUUCCUGGCUGAUGAAAGCAGGACGUCUACCCAGUUCACUGUGACCACUCCUAAAAACCCUCCCACCCAACCCCCAGCCGACCCUGUGGUGAAAAAUAAAACAGAAACCUCAGUGAUGCUAGCAUGGUCCCCUCCAAAGAUGGACCGCCCCAUUCCAAUCGAUGGCUACGUUGUGGAACGCAAGAAACUAACUGGCUUUGCCUGGGUGAGGUGCCAUGAGUCUCAUGUCCCUGCCCCAGAGUUCACGGUGAGCAACCUGUCGGAAGAGGCUGACUAUCAGUUCAGGGUGUCUGCAGUCAACGCCUACGGACAGAGCCCCUACCUGGAGUUCCCAGGGAGCGUGCACCUCGAACCAGUCCCAGCUGUGAAAACCCCCCUGACAACUGUUGAAGCUGUACCUGGAGGGGACGCUCUGUUUACCAUUGACCUCACGACGACAUGUUCCGGCACUUGGUACCUUAAUGGUAAAGCCUUACAGGAAAGUGAGACCUACAUCAUUAAGAGAACCCAAACUACUCAUACCCUAAUCGUAAAGAAUGUCAUCAAGAAUGAUGAUGGAGCAGAAGUGAAAUUUGUUGCCAAUAAUGUUGACACCAGCACCAAGAUGAGAGUGAAAGGUGCUGCAGUGAGAUUUACCAACAAGAGCAGAGAUAUAGAAAAGGUCUCCGCUCGGCUGCGGGAGGAGGCCAAACUUCAGGCUGAGCUUUCGGACACAGAGGCUACUGUGAAGUGGAUGAAGGAUGGGAAAGAGCUCAAGGCCAGUGAAAAAUAUGAGCUUCAAACUGUGGGGAAGAGGCACAUCCUGAAAAUUCGCAACACUGCAGCAGAGGAUGCUGGAGUUUAUGAGUGCAUUUGUGAAGGGGAUAAAAUGCUCUAUCAGCUUUCAGUGAAAGCACUUGCAAGCUUCAUAAACAAAGAGAAAACCGGAGGAGUUAUCAGGGCUGUCUCUGGAAAACAGGCUGAAUUUGUUUCUGAGACCUCUGAGGCCAACAUCAUGGUUAAGUGGUACAAAGAUGGCAAAGAAAUCACAGCCAGCAAGAAAUUCACCAUGGAAGAUAAAGGAAAACUGCAUAAGCUUGUGGCUUCAGCUGUGACGAAAGAAGAUGAAGGAACAUACACAUGCAAAAUUGGAGAUGACACUCUUAUUUUCGAUUUAAAAGUCUCAGAUGAAGCUGUUAAUUUUGUCAACAAGCCCAAAACAACUCCAGAAAUAUCAGUCAGUCCUUCUGAAAACCUUGAGCUGGUGUGUGAGGUGUCAGCUGCCAGCGGAGCCGUGGUAUGGAAGAAGGAUCAAACUGAGGUGAAGCAGGACCAGAGGACAACAGUCAUCUCCCAGGGGACACAUCGCAAGCUCAUCAUCAAGAAGGUGACACAGCAAGACCAAGGGAGCUAUACCUGUGAAACAAAGGAUGACAGAACAACAUUCCAAGUCAAAGUCAGAGAGACAGAAGACGUGUUUACAAACAAGGACAAGGUACAAAAGGAGGUGAAGGCUGUACUGACACAAAACACCACGCUGAGCUGCGAGGUGGCCCAGGAGAAGACCGAUGUGAAAUGGUACAAGGAGGGAAAACUGAUCACCUCGAGCAAGAAGUUCAAGGUGGAGUCGGAGGGCAAAUCGCGUCGUCUGGUGGUAGGCCAGGUGGAGAAGAAAGAUGCUGGGGAGUACACCUGCGAGGCUGCUGGCCAGAAACUGACCUUCAAGAUUGUCGUCACAGAGGCAGAAGAUGCAUUUGUCAACAAGGAGAAGGUGCAGAAAGAGGUGAAAGCUGCACUAUCAGAAAACGCCACGCUGAGCUGCGAGGUGGCCCAGGAGAAGACCGAUGUGAAAUGGUACAAGGAGGGGAAACUGAUCACCUCGAGCAAGAAGUUCAAGGUGGAGUCGGAGGGCAAAUCGCGUCGUCUGGUGGUGGGCCAGGUGGAGAAGAAAGAUGCUGGGGAGUACACCUGCGAGGCUGCUGGCCAGAAACUGACCUUCAAGCUUGACGUCACAGAGCCAGAAGUUGUGUUUACAAACAAGGAGAAGGUGCAGAAAGAGAUGAAAGCUGCACUAUCAGAAAACGCCACGCUGAGCUGCGAGGUGGCCCAGGAGAAGACCGAUGUGAAAUGGUACAAGGAGGGGAAACUGAUCACCUCGAGCAAGAAGUUCAAGGUGGAGUCGGAGGGCAAAUCGCGUCGUCUGGUGGUGGGCCAGGUGGAGAAGAAAGAUGCUGGGGAGUACACCUGCGAGGCUGCUGGCCAGAAACUGACCUUCAAGCUUGACGUCACAGAGGCAGAAGAUGCAUUUGUCAACAAAGAGAAGGUGCAGAAAGAGGUGAAAGCUGCACUAUCAGAAAACGCCACGCUGAGCUGCGAGGUGGCCCAGGAGAAGACCGAUGUGAAAUGGUACAAGGAGGGGAAACUGAUCACCUCGAGCAAGAAGUUCAAGGUGGAGUCGGAGGGCAAAUCGCGUCGUCUGGUGGUGGGCCAGGUGGAGAAGAAAGAUGCUGGGGAGUACACCUGCGAGGCUGCUGGCCAGAAACUGACCUUCAAGCUUGUCGUCACAGAAGCAGAGGAUGCAUUUAUGAACAAGGAGAAGGUGCAGAAAGAGGUGAAAGCUGCACUAUCAGAAAACGCCACGCUGAGCUGCGAGGUGGCCCAGGAGAAGACCGAUGUGAAAUGGUACAAGGAGGGGAAACUGAUCACCUCGAGCAAGAAGUUCAAGGUGGAGUCGGAGGGCAAAUCGCGUUGUCUGGUGGUGGGCCAGGUGGAGAAGAAAGAUGCUGGGGAGUACACCUGCGAGGCUGCUGGCCAGAAACUGACCUUCAAGAUUGAUGUCACAGAGCCAGAAGUUGUGUUUACAAACAAGGAGAAGGUGCAGAAAGAGAUGAAAGCUGCACUAUCAGAAAACGCCACGCUGAGCUGCGAGGUGGCCCAGGAGAAGACCGAUGUGAAAUGGUACAAGGAGGGGAAACUGAUCACCUCGAGCAAGAAGUUCAAGGUGGAGUCGGAGGGCAAAUCGCGUUGUCUGGUGGUGGGCCAGGUAGAGAAGAAAGAUGCUGGGGAGUACACCUGCGAGGCUGCUGGCCAGAAACUGACCUUCAAGAUUGUCGUCACAGAUGAUGUGUUUGAACACAAAGACAAAGUGCAAAAGGAGGUCAAGGCAGUGCUGAAGGAGAGCACCACGCUGAGCUGCGAGGUGGCCCAGGAGAAGACCGAUGUAAAAUGGUACAAGGAGGGGAAACUGAUCACCUCGAGCAAGAAGUUCAAGGUGGAGUCGGAGGGCAAAUCGCGUCGUCUGGUGGUGGGCCAGGUGGAGAAGAAAGAUGCUGGGGAGUACACCUGCGAGGCUGCUGGCCAGAAACUGACCUUCAAGAUUGAUGUCACAGAGGCAGAAGAUGCUUUCAUCAACAAGGAGAAGGUGCAGAAAGAGGUGAAAGCUGCACUAUCAGAAAACGCCACGCUGAGCUGCGAGGUGGCCCAGGAGAAGACCGAUGUGAAAUGGUACAAGGAGGGGAAACUGAUCACCUCGAGCAAGAAGUUCAAGGUGGAGUCAGAGGGCAAAUCGCGUCGUCUGGUGGUGGGCCAGGUGGAGAAGAAAGAUGCUGGGGAGUACACCUGCGAGGCUGCUGGCCAGAAACUGACCUUCAAGCUUGACGUCACAGAGCCAGAAGUUGUGUUUACAAACAAGGAGAAGGUGCAGAAAGAGGUGAAAGCUGCACUAUCAGAAAACGCCACGCUGAGCUGCGAGCCAGAAGUUGUGUUUACAAACAAGGAGAAGGUGCAGAAAGAGGUGAAAGCUGCACUAUCAGAAAACGCCACGCUGAGCUGCGAGGUGGCCCAGGAGAAGACCGAUGUGAACUGGUACAAGGAGGGGAAACUGAUCACCUCGAGCAAGAAGUUCAAGGUGGAGUCGGAGGGCAAAUCGCGUCGUCUGGUGGUGGGCCAGGUGGAGAAGAAAGAUGCUGGGGAGUACACCUGCGAGGCUGCUGGCCAGAAACUGACCUUCAAGAUUGAUGUCACAGAGCCAGAAGUUGUGUUUACAAACAAGGAGAAGGUGCAGAAAGAGGUGAAAGCUGCACUAUCAGAAAACGCCACGCUGAGCUGCGAGGUGGCCCAGGAGAAGACCGAUGUGAAAUGGUACAAGGAGGGGAAACUGAUCACCUCGAGCAAGAAGUUCAAGGUGGAGUCGGAGGGCAAAUCGCGUCGUCUGGUGGUGGGCCAGGUGGAGAAGAAAGAUGCUGGGGAGUACACCUGCGAGGCUGCUGGCCAGAAACUGACCUUCAAGCUUGACGUCACGGAGCCAAAGCCUGCAUUUAUAAACCAGGAAAACGUCCAGAAGGAGGUGAACGCUGUCCUGACAGAAAGUGCCACCCUCAGCUGUGAGGUAGCACAGGACGCAACCGAAGUGAAAUGGUACAAGGAUGGAAGACUGCUCAUUUCCUCUAGAAAAUUCAAAAUAGAAACUGUGGGCAAAACCCGACGCCUGGUUAUAGAGCAGCUGGAGAAGAAAGAUGCUGGGGAGUACAUCUGCGAGGCUGCAGGCCAGAAACUGACCUUCAAGUUGGAAGCAUCUGAACCAGAGGCUAAAUUUGAAAAGAAACUUGUCCAGAAUGAGCCUCUCAUUGUUCAAGAACAUGAAAGCAUCACACUGACUACUUCAGUAACGCUUGAAACUGCUGCAGUAAAGUGGUUCAAGGAUGGAACAGAAAUCAAGGCGAGCAAGAAAUAUGAGAUCAAGAGUGAGGGGGCGUCCAGGACCCUGACGGUGAACCUGGCUGAGAGCAAAGACACUGCUGUGUACACUUGCCAAACAAAGAGUGACAAGCAGGAAUUCAAAGUACAGGUGAAAGAAAUCCCAGUGAAGUUUGCCAAAAAACUUGAAGCUGUUAAUGCUGAGAUUGGAGGUAGUGUCUCUUUGACCUGUGAUGUGAGCCAUGCUAAAGGGAAGGUGGUGUGGCUCAGGAACGGAGUUCAGAUCAAGCCCAGCAAGCGUUUCCAGAUUCGUGAGGAAGGGGUCAAGCGAACACUGACAAUAACAGGGAUCCGGGCUGAGGAUGAGGGAGAGUACUCCUGCGAGUCCAGAGAUGACAAAAGCAGCGUUACCAUCACCCCCAAAGCUCCCAGAGUGGUGAAGUUCGUUACGAGUCUCAACAGUGUGGUCUCUGAGGAAGGAAAAGAGGCUGUGUUCAAGUGCACCGUCUCUCCCAGUGACGCCGUGGUCACUUGGCUCAGGAAUGGUGUCAAGAUUGAAGCCAGCAAGAAGUAUGUGAUCUCCCAGAAGGACACCAACCACAGCCUCACCAUCACUGAUCUGACGCUGGAAGAUGCAGCUGAAAUCUCUGCCAAUGCUGAGGGAGUAGAAAGCACAGCCAAUCUCAGAGUCCGAGAGGCCUCAAUCUCAUUCAAGAAGAAACUGGAGCCCAGAACAGUUGAAGAGAGGGACACAGUGACCUUGGAGGUAGAGCUGACCAAGCCUGCAGAGGUGAAGUGGAUGAGGAACAGCAUCGUAUUGAAGCCCAGUGAAAAAAUAGAGAUCAAAGCUGAGGGAACAAAGCAUACCUUGGUCGUUAAGGACAUCUCCUUUGCAGACAGGGGCUUCUACUGCUGUGAGAGUCCUGAUGACAAGACCCAAGCCAAGAUCAAUGUGGAAAUGAGGCAGAUCAAGCUGGUGAAAGGUCUUCAGCCCCUUGAAGUCUCUGAGAAAGGGACCGUCACCUUCGAGGUGGAGGUGUCGCAUGAGGAUGUGGAAGGGACCUGGCAGAAGGAUGGCGUUCGGCUGAAACCUUCACCAAAUAUCAGUAUUGGCGUCCUGGGGAAGAAACAUUCACUGACUCUUUCUUCGGUGACUCUUGAAGAUGCAGGACUCAUCUCCUUCAAAGCAGAUGGCAUUCAUUCAUCAGGGAGGCUCACUGUGACAGAAUUGCCUGUGAGAAUCAGCAAACCUUUGGCAGAUGUCAGUGUAACUCAGAAGGACAAGGUCACAUUCGAGUGUGAGCUGUCCAGGCCCAACGUGGAUGUUAAGUGGUUCAAGGAUGGGAAGGAGCUCCAGCAAAGUAAAAAGGUGGGGAUUAUUUCCCAGGGAAAUAAGAGAAGCCUCAUUAUUCACAAAUGUGAAUAUGAAGACCAGGGAACGUAUACAUGUGAAGCAGCUGCAGACAAGACAUCAGCUACCCUAAAGGUUCAUGCCCGAGAUAUCAAUAUUGUUAAACCACUGGAAGAUGUGGAAGUGAAUGAAUACGAGAGUGCGUCUUUCGUCUGUGAGAUUUCACAUGAUGAGGUCCAAACCCAAUGGUACAAAAACGACAACAAGCUGAAGGCUGCCGACAAUAUUAGAAUGCGUCAAGAUGGAAAAACGUAUUCGCUGACUUACCUGCGCGUCCAAGUUGAAGAUGCAGCAGAGAUCAAAUUUGUAGCAGAAAAGGCAGAAUCUCGUGCCCAGCUUACUGUAAAAGAGCUGCCUGUAAAAAUUGUGAAGCCUUUGCGAGAUAAGAUUGCUCUUGAAAAGCAUCGGGGAUUCCUGGAGUGCCAGGUGUCUCGUGCCAGUGCCAAAGUUAAAUGGUAUAAAAAGGACGUUGAAAUUCACCCUAGUGACAAAUACGAAAUUGUGAGCGAAGGUGUUUAUCGGAAACUCAUCAUCAACGAUGCAGAUUAUGAAGAUGAGGACACGUACACUUGUGAUGCCUUUGAUGACAAAAGCAGCGCUAAUUUCUUUGUUGAAGAGCAAUCCAUUAAUAUUGUAAAGGAGUUGUGUGAUGAGGAUGUGACUGAGCCUGAAGAAGCCAAGUUUGAAUGCGAGAUAUCCAUUCCAUCCGUGAAACCCCCCAAAUGGUCUCUACGUGGAGAAGUCUUACAGGCUGGCAGAAACAUUAUCAUGCAGCAAGAAGGCACGAUCCACCGUCUGACAAUACUGAAAACCAGUGCUGAUAUGACAGGCACCAUUCAGUUCUCCAUUGGCAAAUCAAAAUCCACAGCAAACCUGCUUGUCAGAGAUUACCACAUACAGAUCACCAGGAAGAUGGAGGACAAGACAGCUCUGGAGCGCCAUUCAGUCAUCCUGUCCUGCGACUUCAGGCCUUCUCCAAAGGUUGUGAAGUGGUUCAAGGGCCACACACCCAUCGAGCCCUCUGAGAAGUACAAAAUCAAGAGGGAGCAGCAUUCGGCAGAGCUCAAGAUUUUGAAGGUGAAGCCCGAAGAUGCUGGCGUGUACAAGUGUAGGGCUGGAAAUGCCGAGACCGAAGCCACGCUGACCGUUGAAGCCCGCAAUGUAGAAGUACUCAAACACCUGCAGGAUGUGGAAAUUGAAGAAGAGAGUUCUGCUGUCUUCUCCUGUGAGCUGUCUCACGACGACGAGGAUGUGGAAUGGUUCCUCAACGGCACCCUCCUUUACACCAACAAUUUCAAUGACAUCAGGAACAUUGGCAAUUGCUACACGCUGACGAUGAAGCAGGUCAAGCCUGAGGAUGCUGGCACAGUGACAAUGAAGUCAGACAAGGUGUCAGAGACCGUGCGUCUGAAGGUGAUAGAGAAGCCUGCUGUCUUCAUGAAGUCCUUGGACGAUGUUUUCGGUGAGGAGCGAGGUGUGAUUAAACUGGAAUGUGAAGUCUCCAAAGAGAAGGUCAAACCUGUUUGGAAAAAGGAUGGUGUGAAGCUCGCUUCUGGUAACAAGUAUGAGCAAAUACAGUCUGGGAAGACCCUGUGCCUCCUUAUCCAUGACCUUGAAAAGACAGAUGCAGGUUUAUACACAUGUGAUAUUGGCACUGAUGUUGCCAAGUCAAAGGUCAGCGUUCAGGAACUGAACAUUGGCAUCACCAAACGGCUGAAGAACACUGAAAUCCAGGAGGGAGAAGAUUGCACUUUUGAGUGUAUUUUGUCCCAUGAAAGCAUUGACGACUUCAACUGGACGCUGAACGGGAGCAAAGUGGAAAGUGGUGGGCGAUUUAAAGCCUCUAACAUGGGUCGGAAAUAUGUGCUCAAUAUCAAAAGCGUGAUUCCUGAUGAUGCUGGGGAAGUCAUUUUCACUGCCCGUGGUCUAACCUCCAAGGCUUCUCUGAUUGUGAAAGAAAAACCUACUGAGGUUACAAAACAGCUGGAGGAUAAAACAUCAGCAGUGGGGCAGGACAUCAGCCUGAGCUGUGAAUUGUCGAAACCUGAUGUGAGCAUCAGGUGGUACAAGGAUGGCAAAGCGAUCCGAAAAAGCCAGAAAUAUGACUUGCACCAGGAGGGAACGCGGGCCAUUCUGAUCAUCCAUGACUCCACGAUCAAGGACAGUGGGGAGUACACCUGUGAGACAGAAGUCUCUAAAACGAAAGCCAGGGUCACAGUGCAAGAAAAACCUAAUUAUUUUGUCAAGGAACUUUCAGAUCUGAAAGUUGAUGAAAGUGGAACUGCAGUUUUUAUGUGCCAGAGUGAGAAAGCUGCAUCCUCUGUGGUCUGGAGGAAAGGCAUAGCUGAACUCAGGGCUAGCAAGAAAUACGAGAUCACACAGAAAGGACAAGUCCUGCAGCUGACCAUAAAUAACUUGGAGAAAAGUGACAGUGACACUUACACCUGCGACAUUGGUGACGCCCAGUCCAGAGCCAAGCUAGUCGUGCAAGGCCAGAAAGUGCUAAUAACAGAAGACCUGGAAGAUGUCACUGUGUUAGAAGGAGAAUCUGCCAUGUUCAAAUGCAGAAUAUCUCCUGUAGACUGUAGCAAAGUGCAGUGGUUUUUGGAUAAAACCCCACUCCAUACCAAUGAACUUAAUGAGAUCCAGUCUCAGCCUGGUGGAUAUCACUUGCUAACGUUGAAAAAACUCUCACUGAAGGACUCGGGGGUCAUUACAUUUGAAGCUGGUGAUAAGAAAACCUCUGCCAGUUUGAUUGUUAAAGAGAAGCCCUGCAUCUUCACAAAGGAGCUGGUUGAUACUGAAGUCACUGCAGGAGAGGAUGUGAUCCUUCACUGUGAAACCUCCAAAUCAGACAGCCCUGUAAAGUGGUGCAAAGACGGGAAGAGCCUUAGGAAUUCUUCCAAGUAUAACAUCAGCCGGUCGGGAUUUGAAGCCAAGCUUGUCAUUCACAGGGCAGAAGAAAGAGACAGUGGCAGAUAUGAGUGUGAGGCUGGAGCAGCUAAAAGUAGCGCGGUUAUUACUGUCAAGGAAAUAGCAGUUCUUUUCAAGCAAGAGCUCCAAAAUGAAGAAGCUAAAGAAGGAAAACAAGUCAAGCUGACCUGUGAGCUCAGCAAACCUGAUACCCCGGUGAAAUGGAUGAAAGGAGACACUGUUCUCUAUGCCAGCGAGAAGUAUGAAUUUAAGCAGCGUGGUACUGUGGCGGAGCUCAUUAUUCGAGAUGUCAAAUCAAUAGACUCUGGGGAAUACACCUGCAGCACUGGGGAACUGAAGACCACUGCUCGGGUGAAAGUAAACGCUGUGCCUGUCCUUUUCAAACAAGCCCUGGAGAACACGGAGACGGAAGAGGGGAAAUCUGUCUCCUUGCGCUGCGAACUCACAAAAGCUGAUGCCACCGUGGUGUGGAAGAAGGGAGAAGCCACACUCCAGGCAAGUGCCAAAUAUGAAAUGAAGCAGAAGGGGACAGUGGCAGAGCUGGUGAUUCAUAAUGCAGAGCCAGAAGAUGCGGGAAGAUACAUCUGUGACACUGGAGACCAGCAGACCACAGCCCAAGUCAAAAUCCAUGCCAUCUCUGUGCUCAUCAAAGAAGAGCUGAAGAGCGUGGAAGCUGUGGAAGGUGGGACCGCCACCCUGCGAUGCCAGCUGAGCAGAGAGGCCCCCGUGGAGUGGAGGAAGGGGCACACUCUUCUCCGGCCGAGUAACAAGUACAGGAUGAGACAGGAGGGCACGGUGGCUGAGCUGCUGAUCCACGAUCUGGACCCAAAGGAUGCCGGAGACUAUACAUGCGUGGUGGGGAACGAAAAAAGCACAGCAGCCUUGUCAGUGAAUGCCCUGCCAGUCCGUUUCAAAAAAGAGCUGAAGAACGAGGAAGCCACCGAGAGCGGGACGGCCACGCUGCAGUGCGAGCUGAGCCAGGCGGUGGGCUCGGUCGAGUGGAGGAAGGAUGGGAAGGUGCUGAUGCCAAACGGCAAAUACAAAAUGAGACGGGAAGGGCGUUUUGUUGAGCUGGUUAUCCAAGACCUAGACUUGACGGAUGCUGGGAGCUAUACCUGCGUGUGUGGAGACCAGAAGACAACAGCUGCCUUGAGAGUGAAUGCCUUGCCUAUCCUCUUCCAAGAAGAAAUGUUGAACAAGGAAGCUACAGAGGGGGAGGAGGUCACUUUGUGCUGUAAACUGAGCAAAUCGGCCCCGGUCGAGUGGAGAAAGGGGAAUGUGGUCCUCAAGCCAAGUGAAAAAUACAAAAUAGAGCAGGAAGGUCCCUUUGCGGAGCUGAUGAUCCGGGAUUUGGAUUUGGCAGACGCUGGUGAUUACAGCUGUGUGUGUGGAGAUCAACAGACUACGGCCGCUUUGACAGUAAAUGUCCUGCCUGCUCUUUUCACCAAAGAACUGACAGAUGAAGAAGGCACAGAGGGUAAAAGUGUCUCUCUGCACUGUGAGCUGAACAAGGCUGCUGCUAAUGUGGAGUGGAAGAAGGGCUUCAAGACCCUCAAAGCAAGUGACAAGUAUAAAAUGAAACAUGAAGGUGUCGUUGCUGAGCUUAUAAUCCAAAAUCUAGACACGACGGAUGCUGGAAAUUACUCCUGUGUGUGCGGAGACCGGCAGACUAUGGCAGUUUUAACAGUACAUGCUUUGCCUGCGUUUUUCAAAGAAGGAUUGAAGAACAGAGAAGCCACAGAUGGUGCAACAGCCACUCUGCACUGCGAGCUGAGCAAGGUCGGUGUCCCAGUGGAGUGGAAGAAAGGGGACAAGACACUCAAACCGAGUGAUAAGUAUAGGAUGAGACAAGAAGAUACCGCUGCAAAGCUGUUGAUCCGAGAUCUGGAGGUAGAAGAUACAGGAGAAUAUACCUGUGUGUGUGGAGAUCAGAAGACCUCGGCUGUCUUGACAGUCCAUGCUUUGCCUGCACUGUUCAAAAAAGAACUUGUCAGUAUGGAAGCCACAGAAAACGGGACAGCUCUUCUGCAGUGUGAGCUAACUAAACCCACUCCGGUGGAGUGGAGAAAAGGGCAAAAGGUGCUGAAGCCUAGUGAGAAGUACAAAAUGAGACUGAAGGAUACCACUGCUGAGCUGACAAUCCAUAGCCUGGAGGAGCAAGAUGCGGGCGAUUACACAUGCGUGUGCGGAGACAAGAUGACUACUGCAUCCCUGACAGUGCAUGCCCUUCCUCCGCAUUUUAAAAAAGAGUUGAAGAGCGUGGAAGCCACAGAAAAUGGCACGGCCACUUUCUGCUGCGAGCUGAACAAGCCAGCAGCUGCCGUGGAAUGGAGGAAAGGAGAGAGAGCCCUGGAGCCAAACGACAAGUUCUCCAUGAGCUGCGAGGGCACAACUGCUGAGCUGGUGAUCCGUGAUUUAGAUCUGACGGAUGCGGGAGACUACACAUGCUGUUACGGAGAUCAGAAAACCACUGCUGCGCUAACAGUGAAUGCCUUGCCUGCACACUUCAAGAAAGAGAUGAAGAAUGAAGAAGCCACAGAAGGUGGAACAGCCACGCUACAAUGUGAGCUAUCUAGGGCUGCCUCUGUGGAGUGGAAAAAGAAACACAAAGUGCUGAAAUUGAGCGAAAAAUAUACUAUGAGACAGGAAGGUACUACAGCCCAACUGCUGAUCCAUGCUUUAGAAGUCAAGGAUGCUGGGGAGUACACCUGUGUGUGUGGAGAUCAGAAGACUACUGCGGCACUGACAGUGCAUGCCCUUCCUGCUCUCUUCAAAGAAGAGUUAAGAAAUGAGGAAGCCACGGAGGGUGAAGUAGUCACUCUGCGCUGUGAGCUGACCAAGACCGCUUCAGUGGAGUGGAAAAAAGGACACACAGUACUCAAACCUAGCGAGAAAUACAAAAUGAGGCAGAAGGAUGUCACUGCAGAACUGGUGAUCCAUAAUCUAAAUGAGAAUGAUGCUGGUGAUUAUACCUGUGUGUGCGGGGAUAAGCAGUCCACAGCUUCCUUAGCAGUACAUGCCCUGCCUGCACGCAUCAAGGAAAGCCUGAAGGAUGAGGAGGUAACAGAAGGUCAAGCAGCCACCCUGCGCUGUGAGCUGACCAAGAUUGCUCAAGUAGAGUGGAGAAAGGGAAGCAGUUUGCUCAAAGUCAGCGACAAAUACAAAAUGAGACAGGAGGGCAUGGUCAUGAAGCUGCUUAUCCGUGGCGUAGAAUUGAAAGAUGCUGGAGAAUACACUUGUGUGUGUGGAGAACAGGAGACAACAGCUGCCUUGAUAGUGCAUGCCCUGCCUGCACUUUUCAAAGAAGAACUGAAGGACCUGCAAGCCAUGGAAAGCCAAACAGCCACUCUGCGCUGUGCGCUGACCAAGGCUGCAGCUGUGUCAUGGAAGAAAGGAAACAAAAUACUCAGGGCAAGCGAAAAAUACAUCAUGCGGCAGGAUGAUGCCCUUGCUGAGCUGGAAAUUUGUGAUCUAGAGCUGCAGGAUGCAGGGGAUUACACCUGUGUGUGUGGAGAUCAACACACCACGGCUUCUCUGACAGUGAAUGCCCUGCCAGUGCUUUUCAAGGAAGAACUGAAGAAUGAAGAAGUCCUAGAAGGAGCAUCAGUCUCUCUGCGUUGUGAAUUAACCAAAGCAGCUCCAGUGCAGUGGAAAAUAGGGUCCAAAGUGCUCAAAGCAAGUGACAAAUAUCAAAUGAGACAGCCUGGCACCACUGCAGAGCUGAUCAUUCAUGACCUAGAAGUAAAAGACGCUGGAGAUUACAUGUGUGUUUGUGGUGACCAGAAGACAACAGCAACCUUAACAGUUCAUGCUGUGCCUCCGUUUUUCCAAGAAGAAAUGACCAGCAAGGAAGCAGUAGAAGGUGGAACAGCAACUUUGCACUGUGAGCUCAGCAAGGCAUCUGCCCAUGUUCAGUGGAAGAAGGGCCAUCAUGUCCUCACCUCGGACAACAAGUACAGCAUGAGACAGGAAGGCUGUGUUCUGGAGCUGGUAGUCCACGAUUUAGGCUUGAAUGAUACUGGAGAUUAUACCUGUGUGUGUGGAGACAAGACCACCACAGCUGCCUUAACAGUGCAUGCACUGCCUCCGGAAUUCAAAAAAGACCUGAAGGACCUAGAAGCUGUAGAAAGUGGGACAGCUGCUCUGCACUGUGAGCUGACUAAACCUGCUGUGGUGGAGUGGAAGAAGGGGCAGGAGGUGCUCAAGGCAAGCAGCAAAUACAAAAUGAGUCAAGAUGGUACUGUUGCAAAGCUGACUAUCCAUGGGCUGGAUGUGGAUGACACUGGAGAUUACACCUGCGAGUGUGGAGAUCAGCAGACAACUGCCACUUUGACAGUCAACGCCCUACCAGCACUUUUUAAACAAGAGCUUCAGAACACCGAGGCAGAAGAAGGUGGUACAGCAACACUGAGGUGUGAGCUUACCAAACUCAAUGCUCCUGUAGAGUGGAGGAAAGGAGACACUACUCUCUACCCUGGUUUGAAAUAUGAGAUGAAGCAGCAGGGCACCACUGCUGAAUUGGUCAUUUAUGACUUAGAGCUGGAUGAUUCAGGAGAGUACACCUGCGACUCUGGACAUCAGCAGACAAUGGCGGUGGUAACCGUACAUGCACUGCCUGUCACAUUUAAGCAACCCCUUCAAAAUAAGGAAUUAGAGGAAGGAAGUACAGCUACAUUGUGCUGUGAGCUUUCGAAACCCAAUGCUGCAGUGGAAUGGAAGAAAGGAGGAGUGGGGCUGCAGCCCAGCGAGAAGUAUGAAAUGAGGCAGAGGGAAUGCCGGGUAGAGCUCUUAAUACAUAAUCUCAGAUUAGAAGAUACAGGACAAUACAGCUGUGAUACUGGGGGUCAGGAAACCAAGGCAUCUUUAAAUGUGAAAGCUCUGCCAGUUCUUUUCAAAAAGGAGCUCAAGGACAAGGAGGUGGAAGAAGGAGCUGCAGUGAAAUUCCAGUGUGAACUGACAAAGGAUAAUGCAACAGUGGAGUGGAGGAAAGGCACCAUGGAGCUCUUCCCGUGUGCCAAAUACGAAAUUAAAUUAAGUGGUCGCACAGCUGAACUUGUGAUUCAUAAUGUAGAACCAGAAGAUGCCUCUGAUUACACAUGUGAUACAGGAGACCAGCAGAGCACAGCAGUCCUCAGAGUGAAUGCCAUCAAACCCCGGCUGAAGCAGCAGCUGAAGAAUGAAGAAGUGGAAGUGGGAGGAACGGCCAGGCUGCGCUGUGAGAUUUCCAUUAGCAAAGCAGAAGUGGAGUGGAGGAAAGAUGGAGUCGUCCUUCACUCAAGCUCCAAGUACGAAAUGUGGCAGGACGGCACCCUCCGCGAGCUGCGUGUUCACUGCCUGGAGCCUACCGAUGCUGGAGAGUAUUCCUGCAAGGCUGGAGAUGAGACGAGCUCUGCAAAACUGACCGUGAAAGAGCCUGACGUGACCAUCGUGAGUGGCCUAAAGGACAUGGAGGUGUUUGAGGGGGACGAUGUCACGUUUCGGUGCCAGGUUUCUCAUGAGAAUGCAAGGGACGUUGAAUGGAAGCUACAGGAUGUUGCUCUGCAAAAUAAUGAAAUGAAUGAGAUCUCAGUGGAAAAAGGAAAGAUUCACACCCUGACAUUAAGGAAGGUGACCGAGCAGGACAUUGGCACCAUCACUUUCCGAGUGGGACCCCACAUGUCGACGGCAGAGCUCACAGUAAAAGUGCCACCUCCAGUCUUUAAGGAGAAAUUACAGAGCACAGAACUGCAGGAAGAAGAAACAGCCAUCCUCCGCUGCGAGGUCUCCCAGCCUCAUGUUGCGGUGGAGUGGAAGAAGGGCGCCCAGGUGAUUUCCCCGAGCUCCAAGUAUGAAAUCAGGCAGGAGGGAACAAGCCACACCUUAAAGAUUUAUCAUGUUAAACCAGAAGACUCUGGCAAAUACACCUGUGAUAAUGGAAGCGAACAAACGACAGCCACUUUAACUGUUAAAGCUUUGCCAGUAAUCUUCACAAAACCACUCCAGAACCAGCAAGCCGAAGAAGGUGGCACCAUCACUUUGAGCUGUGAAAUCUCAAAAUCAAAUGCCGCUGUGCAGUGGAAGAAGGCCGGGACAGUGCUGCGACCAAGUGAUAAAUACAAGAUGCACCAAGCUGGGUCCGUGGCUGAGCUGAUGAUUUGCAACCUGAGUGAAGCUGAUGCUGGGGAAUACACGUGCGACACAGGGGACCGGCAAACCACUGCAGCUCUGCUCGUGAAAGAACCAGCAGCAACCAUAGUGGAGACACUGAAGGACGUAACUUCGUAUGAAGGAGAAGAUGCAGUGUUUGAAUGCAGGCUGUCCCGGGAAACAACUCAGGAUGCCCAGUGGUUCCUGGGGGAUGUUCCCCUUCAAUCCAAUGAAAUGAAUGAGAUCAGAGUCCAAGGGACGCAUCACACACUGAUCCUGAGGAAGGUGACACUAGAAGACUGCGGGCCCAUCAGUUUCAAAGUCGGGCAGCAUACCUCAGCAGCACAGCUAAUGGUCCAAGUUGCUCCGGUCACCUUUGUAAAGGCUCUCCACAGCUUGGAGCUGCAGGAGGGUGGCACGGCUCACUUGUCCUGUGAGGUGUCCAAGCCCGAUGUGCCAGUGGAAUGGAAGAAAGGCACGUCCGUGAUCUGCUCCAGCCAGAAGUGCAGCAUCAAGCAGGAGGGGAACGUGCACACGCUGGUCAUUCACGAUUUGAACCGUGCGGACUCAGGGGAGUAUAGCUGCCACGUAGGUGAUGGGAAGACCACUGCCAGAUUAGAGGUUAAAGCGCUGCCCGUGCUUUUCAAACACUGGCUGAAAAAUGAGGAGGUGGAGGAAGGGCGCACAGCCAUGCUGCACUGCGAGCUGACAAAACCCAACGCACCCGUGGAGUGGAGGAAAGGAGAUGCGGUGCUGCAGCCAAGUGACAAGCAUGAGAUCCGGCAAGAGGGAACACGUGUUGAGCUCUUCAUCUAUGAUGCUGAGGCUCAGGACGCCGGUGAUUAUACGUGCGACUCGGGGGAUCAGCAGACCACUGCAUCGCUCCAAGUCAAAGUACUACCCGUGCUGUUUAACGCAGAGCUGAAAAACGUAGAGUCUGAAGAAGGGGGAACAGCUGUCUUGCACUGUGAGAUCUCCAAGCCGGACGCCCCCGUUGAGUGGAGAAAAGGAGGGGUGGUCAUUCAGCCCAGUGACAAGUAUGAGAUGAAGCUGAAAGGCAGCGUUGCUGAGCUGAUCAUCCACGGCGUAGAGCCUGAUGACUGUGGGGAUUAUACCUGUAGCACUGGAUACGAGAUCACCACAGGUUCUGUGUAUGUGCAAGAAGAAGCAGCAGUCAUAGUUUCUGGUUUAAAGAACACAGACGUCUUUGUGGGCGAGUCAGCCACGUUCACCUGCGAGCUCUCGCACCCGGGCGUGAAGAACGUGCAGUGGUGGCUCGAUGGAUCUCCCCUUCACAACAACUUUGUGACUGAAAUCUCUGAGCAGGACGGGAUGAUCCACACUUUAACGCUAAAUGACGUGGCGUGCCAUGACUCAGGCACUGUCACCUUCAGAGCUGGGUCCCUUAUAUCUUCAGCUAAGUUACUAGUCAAAGAUCCAACCAUUGAAGUGGUCAGUCCCAUGCAGGAUAUAACUGUUGAUGAAGAUGGCACAGCAGAGUUCAUAUGCCAAUAUUCUAGGCCAGUACACGCCAUAUGGAAGAAAAAUGAUCAGGAAAUACAUGCAGAUGGGCAUCGAGUGAUUAUCAAUCAGGACUGGAAUGUAAGCAUGCUAAAAAUUAAACCUACGGUACCAGAAGACACUGGCAUCUAUUCUUGUGAAGCUGAAGGCACUAAAGUGAUGGCUGCACUUGAUGUCCAAGCCAAGAACAGCAUUGUCCAGGGCUUGGAGAACGUGGAAGCCGUGGAAGGAGGAGAAGCCCUGUUUGAAUGCUAUCUUUCCAAGCCUGAGUGCUGCAAUUACAACUGGCUGAUUGACGAUGAACCUGCCAAAACUACAGAAAACACUGAGAUGGUUUACUUUGAAAAUGGACGCAGGCAUCUUCUGCUGCUGAAGAACCUAACUCCCCGGGACAGCUGCAGGGUGACUUUUAUGUGCAGCGACGCAGUGACCUCAGCCUUCCUGACGGUGAAAGGAUGGCGCCUACAGAUCUUGCAGCCUCUCACAGAUGUGGAAGUCUCUCCGGGGGAGAAAGCUACAUUUAGCUGCGUUCUAAGUGAAGCUGUGCCAAUUGCUGAAGUUGCCUGGUAUAGUAAUGACAUAGAGAUCCAGUCGGAUGAGGACUGGGAGGUACAGGCAGAUGGAAACAAAUACAAACUUAUUCUGAAAAAAGCCCAACCGCAUCAUUCUGGAGAGGUGACCUUUGCUUCCAGGGAAGCAAUUACAUCAGCCAAGUUAUCAGUGAUAGCCCACCCCGAUCCACCUGAAGAACCAGAAGUUUUAAGUAAGAACAGCCACUCUGUAACUCUGUCUUGGUACAAGCCGUUGAGUGACGGCGGUUGUGACAUCCUAGGCUACAACGUUGAGAGGAAAAUCCCAGGUAUUGGCUGGCAGUCGUGCAGCAAGGGCAUUAUUCAAAACACAGAGUUUAUGGUGGACAAUCUCACUCCGGGUGAACCCUACAGAUUCCGCGUCUCGGCUAUAAACAAAGUUGGGGCCAGCGAGCCGGUGCACUUCCCUCAGAUGGUGCGGCUAGAGCCUCCAGUUACAGUCACUCAUCCUUUGGUGGGAGGAUCAGUCUCAGAAGGGGAGGUGGCACGCUUGGAGUGCAAAUUAUCAAGUGAAACCAAAGAGAGAGUGACAUGGUUCAAAGGAAAAGAACAAAUACAAGCUGGAGGGAGAUACGAGAUCCUUUCUGAUGGAAAAAAGCAGACGCUCGUUAUUCAUGCAUUUAAACCUGAAGAUCAGGACACAUAUACCUGCAUGGUUUCUCCAGAAGUCAAAUCUGUUGCCAGCUUGUGUCUUGAAGUUCCCACAGUGGCAAUGCUAAAAGAAAUUGCCAGGGAAGCACCCGCUGCAAGCCAACCAGAAGAGCUGGUGGAUGGCCACGUCCAGCCCAGCUUGCCCCCUGAGGCCGCUCAGGAGGGAGACCUUCACCUCCUGUGGGAAGCCCUGGCCAAGAAACGCCGGAUGAGCCGGGAGCCCACCUUGGAUUCCAUCAGUGAGGUGCCUGAAGAGGACGAGAAGCUUCAGAAGUUGAGGAAGGAGGAAGCGGAGAUGUCUCACUAUUACUCAGAGGAGUACUCCACGUGUGACGAGCUGGCUAGGACAGGAGAAGCAGAUUUCUCUUUCACAAGCUCAGAUGAUGAGUCGAGAGCUGGGACUCCUUCACUGGUGAACUACCUCAAGAAAGCUGGGAAGACAACUGUCAGUGUAACUAGCAAAGUUCAGUCCACCUCCACAGGCCAAUUAUGGAAACAGUGGGAGAAAUCCAGUGUGGAGGCAGUUGUGGCUGCCCCAGCUGCUAAGCCAGCUGAACCAGAAAUACCAGAUUUAGAUGAUCCUUCCAUGAACAAGGCCGCUGUGAAGAUCCAGGCUGCUUUCAAAGGCUACAAAGUCAGGAAAGAGAUGAAGCAACAAGAGUGCCCAGUGUUUACUGAGACCUUCAAAGAUUUCUCUGGUGAGCCUGGAAGCACUCUCCACCUUGAGUGUGUGGCACACAGCAAAACGGACAUGAAAGUCCGUUGGCUGAAAGACGGGGAAGAGCUUUCAGAUGGUCGCUACUAUCACAUAGACAAUUACAGUGAUGGGACCUGCUCUUUGAUUAUCGCUGGCCUGGAGAGGAAAGAUGCAGGUAAAUACACCUGUGAGGCAUCUAAUAAAUUUGGCAAGGUUUCACACAGUGUUAAGGUGGUUAUUGGCACUCAGGAACCUCAAGCUCUUUGUAAGGAGAAGCAGGAAAAACAAAGCACUGACAGUGAGACAGAGAGCUCAUCUGGCAGUGAGCUGGAUGAUGCUUUCCGUAAAGCAGGAAGGAGACUUCAUAGACUCUUCAGGGCCAAGAUCUCAACAGAGAUCUCUGAUGUGGAGGAAGAGCUCUUUGUCAGUGCAGAUGAAGGGGACAUAGAGGUGGUCGACCAUCAGACAUAUCGUGAGGAUGACCAGUACAUCUACAUCAAGUUUGAAAUCUUGUCUGAGGCAAAAACUGCUGCCACUCGAUUCAGAGAGAUGUUUGGUGCUCUGGGAAUUCCCGUGGAGAUUGACAUUUUGGAACAAGGCCCUAAAAAAAUUGAACUGCGUAUUGGGAAAGCGACACCACCCACCCCGGGGAAGUUUGCACUCCCAGUAGAGAGACCUCCACCACCUUUGCUGACUUCUGAUACAGCUCCUAUGUUCAUGACGGAGCUCCAAAACCAAGAGGUACAAGAUGGAUAUCCAGUCAGCUUUGACUGCAUUGUCGUUGGCAAACCGCUCCCCACGGUUCGCUGGUUCAAGGAUGGGAAAGCUAUUGAAGAAAAUGAUCAUUACAUGAUCAAUGAGGACCAGGAAGGGUGCCAUCAGCUGAUCAUCACAGCUGUGGUCCCCACUGACAUGGGUGUUUACCGUUGCCUCGCUGAAAACAACGUGGGAGUUGCUUCAACCAAGGCUGAGCUUCGAGUGGACUUGACCAGCACCGACUAUGAGACAGCAGCAGAUGCAACAGAGACAUCUUCUUACUACAGUGCCAAAGAAUAUAUUUCAAGCCGAGAACAGGAGGAAUCUACCACUGAGGAGGAGCAAUUGCCCCAGAUCUUCGAUGAGCUUCAUGAUAUUCAUGUGGCGCCUGGAGCAUCACUGGCUAAAUUUCACCUGAAGGUGAAAGGGUACCCGCAGCCUCGUCUCUAUUGGUUCAAAAACGGACAGCCGUUAAAGGCCUCGGAUCGCAUCCUGACGACUGAUAAACAGGAAUUCCACUUGCUGGAAAUUCGCGACGUCACUAAGGCAGAUGCUGGCCAGUACUCAAUAUUUGUCAUCAACUCUGCAGGUUCUGCAUAUUCAUCGGCUAGGCUGGUAGUCAAAGAUCCUGAUGAGAAAGAAGAGCCAUCAGAAACAGAUUCCCACGAGCAGCUGAUACCACCAAGGUUCCUAGAAAGAUUUACCAAUAAAAAGGUGAAAAAAGGUGCAAGCAUCACAUUAUCUGUAAAAGUUGAAGGACAUCCACCACCAACUAUUACUUGGCUGAAAGAAGAGCCUCGGGAAGAUCUCCUGUGGAUCAAACCAGACACUCCUGGGUAUAAACUUGCCAGUUCAAAUAUGCAUCACAGUCUAAUCCUGUUGGACGUUAAAAAGAAGUACAGUGGAGCUUAUACGUGCAUUGCUACCAACAAGGCUGGCCAGUCCAUCUGCACCGCCACCCUGGAAGUUGCAGAUGUGAAAGAGGCUGAAGUUCUGACCCAGGAGCGUGUGAUGGUGUCAGAAGCCAUCAUGACCACACUGGGAGCUAUUCAUCCCUCUGAAAUAAGAGAAGGAGACCUUGAAGCUGGUAGAGAAGGUGUACCCAAAAGCCCUGUUUCAUUAGCUGAUGUUGGCUCAGAAGAGUUCUUCCAGAAACUCACCUCACAUAUCUCAGAAAUGGUAUCUGCAAAAAUAAGUCAGGCUACCCUUCGAGUGCCAGGUGCAGAAAGUGAUGAUGAAUCAAAAACUCCCUCUGCAUCUCCUCGCCAUGGACGAUCCAGACCUUCAUCCAUUGCUCAGGAGUCCUCCUCUGAAUCUGAAGAUGGGGAUUCCAGAGGAGAGAUCUUUGACGUCUACAUGGUCACGGCUGACUAUGUGCCCGCUGCGCCUGACAGGGAGACCAUCACUUUGAAGGAAGGCCAAUAUGUGGAAGUCCUUGAUUCAGCUCAUCCUCUGAAAUGGCUGGUCAGGACUAAACCCACAAAAUCUAGCCCCUCUCGACAGGGUUGGGUAUCUCCAGCUUAUCUGGACAAGAAAUUAAAGUUGUCUCCAGAAUGGGGAACAACAGAAGCUCCCGAGUUCCCUGGAGAGUUUGUUUCUGAAGAUGAAUAUAAAAGGAAGCUAAGUGUUCUUAUUCAAGAGCUGUUGAUCUCAGAAGAGGAUUACGUUCAAGAUCUACAGUUUCUCCAGACUCAUCACCUUAAGUACACUGAGACCUGUCCCAAUGUCCCAGGAGCUGUCGCCAGCCAGAAAUCCACCAUCUUCAGAAAUAUUGAUGGCAUUGCUCGCUUCCAUUCCAGUGUCUUCCUCCGAGGCUUGCAGAAAUGUGACACUGAUGAUGAUGUGGCCAUGUGCUUUAUCAAGCAUGAAGCAGAGUUUAAUAAGUACAUCCAGUACCUGGUGGGGAGAGUACAGGCUGAGUCGAUUGUUGUCAGCAAAGCUGUCCAGGAUUUCUACAAGAGAUACACAGAUGAAAUCUUAACUAAUGAAGUUCCUUCACAACCACUUAUCCCACCACUGCAGCACUACCUGGAAAAACCCAUAAACAGGAUCCAGCAGUACCAGACUAUCAUCAAGGAAUUAAUCCGAAACAAAGCAAGAAAUAGCCAAAACUGCACUUUGCUGGAGCAGGCUUAUGCCGUGGUAUCUGCACUCACCCGAAGAGCAGAAAACAACCUCCAUGUCUCACUCAUUGAGAAUUAUCCAGGGACCUUGGAAAGCCUUGGCGAACCCAUCCGACAGGGCCACUUCAUCGUGUGGGAAGGAGCUCCAGGAGCCAGAAUGGCGUGGAAAGGACACAAAAGACAUGUCUUCCUCUUCAAAAAUUAUCUUGUGAUCUGCAAACCAAAGCGAGACACAAAGACGGACACCUACAGUUACAUCUUCAAGAACAUCAUGAAGCUGAACAACAUAGAUGUGAACGACCUUGUGGAAGGGGAUGACCGGGCGUUUGAGAUCUGGCACGAACGGGAAGACUUGGUCCGCAAGUACCUCCUUCAGGCACGUACAGUGAAUAUCAAGAACUCCUGGGUGAAGGAGAUCUGUGGCAUACAGCAGCGGAUCAGCGAGCCUGUCUGGAUACCUCCAGACUUUGAGGAAGAACUGGCAGAUUGUACAGCUGAGCUGGGAGAGACAGUCAAGCUGGCUUGCAAAGUUACGGGAGCUCCCAAGCCAUCCGUCAGCUGGUACAAAGAUGGAAAGCCUGUGGAGGUGGAUCCCCAUCACAUUAUAAUAGAAGAUCCCGACGGUUCCUGCACAUUGAUCUUGGACAACCUAACAGGUGUUGACUCAGGACAGUACAUGUGCUUUGCUUCCAGUCCUGCUGGAAAUGCCAGUACCUUAGGGAAGAUACUUGUUCAAGUGCCACCACGGUUUGUGAACAAAGUUAGAAAUGCUUAUUUUGUGGAGGGUGAAGAUGCUCAGUUUACCUGUACUAUCGAAGGAGCACCUAGGCCACAAAUCAGAUGGUACAAAGAUGGUCUACUGUUGAAAGACACAAGUAAAUACCAGACUUUCAGUGAACCACGGAGUGGCGUAAUAGUCCUGGUGGUCAAGAACCCUUCCAAUGAAGACAUGGGACACUAUGAAUGUGAGCUGGUGAACAGGUUAGGGUCUGCAAAAAGUGGAGCGGAACUUUACCAUCACAGUGCUGCAGCCCUGACCCAGGAGAGGAGAGGAGACCAAGCCAUUACCAUAGAAGUCACUGAACAAGAGACUAAAGUGCCCAAGAAAACCAUCAUCAUAGAGGAAACGAUAACCACUGUGGUGAAGAGCCCAAGACAAAGGGGAAGGGUUUCUCCUGCACGUUCUUCUUCAGGUCAUUCGCCUUCCCGCUCCCCAAGAGCGGAGCCAACUCCAGAGCCAGUUUAUGUUUCAAAGAUCAGGCAGCCUGUCCACAGACAUGAGCAGGAGGCAACACCGACGUCUGCUGUUCCCGUGCUUUAUGUCACAGAACCAGAGGACAGGCAAGGAGCAGCAGCUAGAGAUGCCGUCACAGAGACCAAGGUGGAAGAGAAAAAACCCAAAUGGGUUGAAGUGGAAGAAAUAAUUGAAUUUAAGGUGAAAAAAUCACCAAAACCUGCAAGGAAAAGAGGGUCUUCCCCAGCGAAACAAGAAAAAGAUGACUCAGGGGUGUUAACAUUCACUUUUCCCAGCUCAAGGCCUAGGCAUUCCCCAGAAGAUGAUCCAAACACAAACAACUCCAACAAUAAAUUGGUGGAACAGUCAAAAUCUUUGCCUAACGACAGUCUCUCUGAAGCUGAUAUCCAGCCCUUGGUGUAUGCAACAGAGCAGGAAGGACCUCAAGUCAGCAAUGAAGACAGAAGCUCUCCGUGUGGGUCCGAACAACUAGGAAAUAAUUCAUCUGUGGAUUGUGGAACCGAAGGAAAGAGCUUCCCACAGGAAACAAGUGCUCACUAUGGGUCAGAUGUCGCUUCCCCACUGCUUGCCUGCGGGGGUGAGCCUUUGAUCUUCAGUUUUGGGACAGCUGCUGCAGACCAGCACGAACUUCUGUUCUCACCAGCAAGUCCAGAGGUUAAGGAAGAGGUAGAUGAAUUAGACGUAUCUUGGCCUGUUGAAGAGGGGGUACCCGAAGUAAUGCAAGAUGUCCUUUCAGAAGAGGAUAAUGUCAUUAUAGUUGAUGAACCAGAGGAACUACAGGCAGAUGACAUUAGCACCCGGGACCGCAAAAUCUUAACCCACAAUGGCAAAGUAUUAACUUUGGAGGAUCUUGAAGAUUAUGUUCCUGAAGAAGGUGAGACCUACGGGUGUGAUGAUCAGAACCAUACGGCAGAGAAACCCUGUGAGAUCUCCGUGCUCCAGACAGAGAUUAACGAGCCAACGAUUGGGAAGCCAGUGUUGCUAAAUCUGGUGAGACCUGUGGUGUCCAAGCCCAGGCAAACAUUUUUCAGCCAGUUUGAGGAGCACGUUCCCGGGGGCAUGUUCAUGUCAGCAUCUAGAGUAACCGGUGUGCAGUCUGUAGGCCCCUCAAACAUCUCUUUCCACGUGAGUGAUACCUGCAUGGCAGCGAUGCCUGGACUGCAUGCAGCAACAGCAGCAGCUUCUCCUGGUCCCUCCUUCACAGUGAAACCAUCUUUCUGCACCGAAGUCCAGCUGUCAGCAGACAACGGACAGUCAAGCUUUAAAACUGAAGUUUCCACAAGAACCCUCAGCUAUGGGACUGUUGGCGAGCCUGUUACCUUGCACAUCAGCACAGAAGACCUCUCCCAAAAGACAGCUGCUGGAGAUGAAAGCACUCAGGAGCGGACUGUUCCUAUUACCAGAACAUCACCAGCUGCCGGGGCAGGAGACUGGUACAGAAGAGAAGGAGAUGUGGUCUGGGAUGUACACAGUGAAGUUUAUAUUGAGACCACGGAAAGAACUUGUGUGUAUAAGACUGAGGAGAAGACCCCAACAAGUCCUCCCUAUAUGCAAGUGACAAUAGAGGAUGUGCAGGUGAAUUCGGGCGAGCGUGCCAAAUUUCAGGCAGUCAUUGAAGGAACCCCUCAGCCUACUGUUUUGUGGUUUAAGGGCACUUCGUUGCUGACAGACAGCAACAGGCUCCGUCAAGGGAAGGAGGGAACAACAUAUUUCUUAGUCGUGGACAAUGCUGUCCCGGAAGAUGGUGGUGUUUAUACCUGUGUUGCCAAAAAUGCGGGCGGGGAGGUUUUGUGCAAAGCAGAGCUUAUCAUACACGAAGCUAAGAAAGACCAAGCAGCAAAGAAAGUGGCCACCAGGAGAAAGCUCCAUUCCCUUUAUGAGGUUAAGCAGGAGAUUGGAAGGGGCUGCUUCAGCUUUGUGAAACGAGUUGUACACAAAGGGAACAGAGUGUCUUGUGCUGCCAAAUUCAUACCUCUACGAAGCAAAACGAAGGCUCGAGCGCAUCAAGAGAGGGAUAUUCUUGCCUCUCUGUCCCAUGACAGAAUUACCAGGCUCCUGGAUCAGUUUGAAACGCGGAAAACACUGAUUUUGAUUCUGGAGUUAUGCUCCAGCGAAGAGCUCCUUGACCGUUUAUUCAAGAAGAGAGUCGUCACUGAGGCAGAGGUCAAAUUGUAUAUCAAGCAAAUUUUGGAAGGAAUCAAAUAUCUUCAUGACAACAACAUCCUUCAUUUGGACAUUAAGCCGCUGAAUAUCCUCAUGGUUUAUCCUGAAAGGGAAGACCUUAAGCUCUGUGACUUUGGAUUUGCUCAGAAGAUCACGCCCUUUGAGCCUCAGUUCAGCAAAUACGGGUCUCCGGAGUUUGUUGCCCCAGAAAUUGUUUCUCAGUCACCAGUGUCAAAAGCAACCGAUAUCUGGGCUGUUGGAGUCAUCACGUAUUUAAGCCUAACGUGCAAGUCUCCAUUUGCUGGGGAGAACGACAGAGGAACGCUUCUAAAUAUCCAGAACGGGGAAAUUUCAUGGACCACUCCUGAUUUUGUUCACUUGAGUGAAGAUGCAAAGGACUUUAUGAAAGGGAUCCUACAGCAGCACCCUGAAGCCAGGCCUAGUGCUUUGGAUUGUCUUUCCCACAAGUGGUUCAUGCAUAAUCUCCCCCUCGAAGCAGCUCAUUUCAUCAAUACCAAGCAGCUCAAAUUCAUUGUGACUCGGAGCAAGUGGCAGCGGUCUCUGAUGUGCUAUAAAUCCAUACUGGUAAUGCGAUCUAUCCCAGAAAUCCUAGAAAGGACUCACGACAACACCUCCCUGGCCAUCUCCCGACAUCUUAUUGAAGAAAGCACUUCAUCCAGUACCAGCGGCUCUUCUUCAGACAAUGAGAACUCGCAUUUCCCCAAGAAGGGGCACUUUGGCUCUACGCCCGAACUGCACUUGUCCAUAUUUGAUGCACCAAGCCAUCAGGAGCCUCCAAAACAUGCAAGUGAAGAGAAGCACUCCAAAACCUCAAUCCCUCCGGUAAAACCCAUGAGAAGGAAGUAUGCUUCAAUGAAAACUGAGGUGGGGGACAAAUCACCUACAGAAAGCAAAGAGCUCAUGGCAAGUAUCUUAAAGGAGAAAGAGGAGGGGCUCCCUCCCAGACUUCAAGCUGAAAAAGCAGAGCAGUCCCAAAGAAGCGGUGCUGCUGAGCCUUCAUCAGUGAGGACUUCCACAGAAAGCACAUCGCAUCUAUGUCAGAAAGAAAAAACAGACAUAUUUUCAUCUGAUAAGGACAGAAUUGAAAAGGCUGGGGAUGGGACAGAAAAGCCACCUGUCUGUGUUCCUAGACAGAGUGUCAUUAAAAGCACUUUCUACAGCCAGGCAGCUGAGCUACCCGCAAGGGGGCCUUCCUCACCAGGCAGGGAGUUCAGAAGGCACCUGGACAGAGCCAGAAGGACUUUCCGGAAAGCUGGAUAUUCAAAGGUGCCCCUCAGCGGUCUCCGUGAACCCCUUCUAGAGCAGUUUGAACUGGAAGAAGAAGAAGAAAGCAAGUCUGAUGAUGGAGAUGAUCACAGGGAGAGUCUGCUUGGUUCAUUGACCAAAUCAGCUUCGUUUGACACUGCAAGGAAACCACCACAUCCUGCCAUUGCUGGUGCUAGUCGAAGCCGUUCCCUGGAUGACUACAGGCUGAGAGCCUCAAGAUCAGUGAGGGAACAAGAUAUUUUGGAAGAAGACUGUGAUAUAUUGUCACAGGAAAGUUGCCCUGAAGGCAGUGACCACUGCGACAUUUCUGCGGGGCCUGGCAAGGGAUGUUCUGUAGACACUUCAAAGCAAGAGGACUUUAGGAGAGCCAGCAAGGAUUGUUCAGAAGAGCAGCCCCCUCCUUCCACACAAUGUGAGGGUAAUGGGUGCCCGGCUGUUUUUGUGCAACAGCUAGAGAGACUUCCAGCGUCACCUCAUGGGAGCGAGCAUGGGAAACGUUUACUGAAGAAGUCAAAAGCCACUUACAUUGAGGAGGAAGCUGAGGAUUUGGAAGGCAAAAGCCCCAUUCUAACUGCCCAGUGCCCAGAUGUAACCGCAUCAACAGCUCAAAAACAUGAAAGCAUGGAGGGUAAAUCUUCCCCUGGCAGUGCCUCUGACACUGCUUUUCAGGAGGGCAAACAGUCCAUUUCAACUCUCUCCCAGUCAGAGACCACCUCCAAGUCAGCCCCUACAAGUAAAGGGGGCAUGUGUCUGCCCCAGGAGUCUGCUCACAGUACUGACAUCCAUCCGGAUCUAAAAGGUGGAAGCUUGCUUAUCAAAAGGACAGCCCCAGUUCCACCUUGGAAAGACAAAAGGCAGAGACAUUCACAUGAGAAGACUUCUGCUCAUGGUGUUGCCGAACCUGAUUUCAUGGAGCGUGAAAGCUCUGCUGUUUUAACAGGCCCACAAACAGAAAUCGAUUCACUUCCAGUAUGUAAAGACAAAAGUCAGGAACUUCCUGGACAAAGUGUUCCAGCAACUACUGUCUUGGUGGGCAAACAGCCAGGUACCCUAACUGCUCUGCACACAGCUGAUGAAGGUGCUCAUCAGAAGCUGAAGACCUAUAAAGAGGUGAGAUCUGCUGUCCUGGAGGAUGAAGGACUGGGUAUUACAGGAAUCACUCCACCAUCAACUCAUGAUGGUGAAAGCCAAGCGCGCAAGAGGGCUCCUGUUCACGUCAACACAGCAUCUGCCAUCCGGAAGGGAGACCAUCUCGUUGUUCCAAAAGUCCCACCACCAAAAUCAAUGCCUACUUCAGCCUCCGAUGGAGCACGGCAGGCUGAAAGGGAACGGCCAGCUCAUAGCAAGGAGAGGCUUGCUGCUCUGAGGAGUGAAAGCUCAGCUGUCACAGAGAUUGUUCCCAGUUUGGCCCACGAAGCUGAAAUCGAGGGAGCUGAACCCCAGAAGGUUUCUGAAGGCAGUGGCACGGUGCCUGCUGUUCUGGAGAGCAGACACCCAGCUAGAACUGUGUCCUCCCAAAAUACUGGCCUCCCAUCGGUCUGUGAGAGUAAGAAGCAAGAACAUCCAAAGGCAUCACUUCACAGUGAGGUGAGAUCUGUUGUGACAGUAAGUGGAAGCCAAGCAACAGGACAGACUAUGCCUGCUCCUUUCCCCAAGGCUGGACAUCAGGUGCUUGAGCAGCACAGGGCUGCCUAUCCCAGUGGCAGAGUUUCUGCUGAUCUGGAGCAUGGGCCUCCAGGUGCCUUAACUGCUUCACAACCAGAAGUUGCUCCAGCUACAGUCUAUGAGCGAGAAUAUGAGGAACAUCGAAAGGUUUAUGGUGAGAGUAGAGGCGUUGCCUUAGAAAGUGGAAGCUGUGAUACUGGAAAAACUGUCCCACCGUUGCUCCACAGGGAUCAAAGUCAGGAGCUCUCACAUCACAGGUCUUCUUUCUACAGUGAUGAGGAGUCUGCUCUGCUGGAGGGCUUAGUGGAUGAGAUGGUUUCCCUCUCUGAAGAGAUGAAUGUUUGGGCAGAGUCAGUUUCCAGUGAGGAGGAACGCAGAAAGCACAUCUCUCCUCCCACAGAGAUGGUCUACAAAGGCCCAGGUAACCAAGCACCCAAGGACACCUCCUUCCCUUCUGUACAAAGGGGUAAAAGAGGAGAAGUCUCUGAGCUGGAUGACCUUGCAGAACCCUAUCUUGUUGUGAGUGAGGAGUCAGUGGUACUGGAAGGGAAGGGAGCACAGACGGUUCCUCAUGAAUGUGAGCAUCUGGAGGACUUAGCAUUUGAGAUCUGCGCUCCUAGCCAAGUGAGCGUUUCCUCAACAGAUACCUUGGACACUGGAAAAAGACCCAGUCAAGUGUCAGUGAGCAAGGACACUGGUAAACACCCAGAAGUUUCUUUAGUGAAAAUCAAAGACCUGUCAGACGAAACACCCAGUCUUGGCAGUGGAACUCCAAAACUUGACAUAUCAGAGGUAGAGCCUGCCUACUUGAAUUUCUCUGAUUUGUAUGACAUUGUCUAUUUUCCAUUUGAAUUUAUGAACUAUAGGAAGCCUCCACCCAAACCAACCGGUAGACGGUUUAUACCCUUUGGCGAAAGGGCAAGGUCACCUCCUGCAGGACAUUUGCACAAGGAUAAAAGACUGUGCAUCAGAGAAGAGGCAGAGGACAAGAACAGGAAGAACCAUUUGGAAAUAUCUGAGGAUUCAAAGGCAACUAACUUAUUAGCCAUGGGGAAAGGGUCAGAGAGUCAUAAAGGAAUGUAUGGCCCCCAAAAGGACUCAAGUGGUAAGCAGAAAAGCUCCUUCUACAACAAGCCAGGACUCUUUAAGCCAUAUGCAAGGUCUCAUUCAGUGGAGCAGUCAGUGGAGCAGAGUCUGAAGAAGAAAGUAAAAGCUUCUGUUGCCCAUAUUUCAAGAAUCCUAAAAGGAAAGACAUCUCCUGAGCCAGAGGCAGAGGAAGAGUUUGGUGAGCUGGGAAGUGAGGCAGUAGAAAAAGAGCUGUUAACAGGGGCUGAAGGAUCUCUGAAGAGGAAAUCGGCACUCUCUUCAUUCAAGUUCUCAAGCCUCAUGCCAAAGGAGAAAGCACCUUCAUUCGUUGAGGAGCUCAUCGAUCAGGCUGCUGCCGUCGGACAGUGCGUGACGCUGUCGUGCCGGACAGCGGCUCACUCUUCCCUGCACAUCGACUGGUUCAGAGAUGGGAUACCUGUCCACAGCAGCAGCCGGAUCCUCAUCUCAGCCACGCUCAAAAACUUCCAGCUGUUAACUAUUCUCUCUGUUGGUGCUGAUGAUUUUGGUAUUUACACCUGUGUGGCCACAAACUCCCUGGGCUCAGCAUCCACCUCUUGCAUCAUAAGAAAAGCAGAGGUUCCUCCCAGCCCUCCACCCCCUGACAUCGUGGAGGUCUACGAGGAUGGAGUGCAGGUGGCCUGGAAACCUGUGGAAACCAACACCCCCGUCCAUUACACCGUCCAGUGUAAGAGCGAAGAUGGGGAGUGGGUGACUCUUGCUUCUGACAUCGCUGACUGCUGCUACUAUGCCAGAAAUCUCUCCAAGGGGUUUAUCUACUGCUUCAGGAUAGCCUGCACCAGUAAAGCCGGAAUGGGCCCUUACAGCGACCCGUCUGCCAAAGUGGAAAUCACUGGGAAGGAUCAAAUAGAGCUUCGUGCUGCAAUGCAGAACUUCCCAUCAGCUGCUACGGAAGAAGAGAGCGAAAUAAUCGCACCAUCCGAGCCUUUCCCAACCUACCAGACCUACGCCUUCCAAACGGAGAUCAAAAGGGGGCGUUUCAGCAUCGUCCGACAGUGCAGGGAAAAAGUAAGCGGCAAGACUUUAGCUGCUAAAAUUAUCCCUUACUGGCAAGAGGACAAGCAGACUGUGCUCCUCGAGUACCAAGUCCUGAGGAAGCUUCACCACACAAACAUAGCUCAGCUGAAGGGAGCCUACGUCAGCCCACGGCACUUAGUGUUGAUCCAGGAGAUGUGCGUGGGACCAGAGCUACUCCACUCUUUGGCAUUACGGACAUCGUACUCAGAAGUGGAGGUCCGAGAUUACCUGUGGCAGAUCCUCAGUGCCAUUGACUAUCUCCACACACACAGCAUCCUGCACUUGGAUCUCAGAUCUGAAAACAUGAUCAUCACCGAGCCCAACCUGCUGAAACUCCUGGAUUUUGGCAAUGCACAGUUCUACACGCAAGACAAAGUUAUUACCAUGGACAAGUGCACGGACUAUGUUGAAACCAUGGCUCCAGAACUGCUGACAGAGCAAGGAGCCCUCCCGCAGACUGAUAUAUGGUCCAUCGGAAUCACAGCCUUCAUCAUGUUGAGUGCCAACUACCCCGUCAGCUCUGAUGUAGCCUGCGAGUUUCUGAGAACGACCAGGAAGGGGAAAGUGAAGCUCACGCGGUGCUACGCAGGUCUCUCCGGGGGAGCAGUGUCCUUUCUCCAGAGCACGCUGUGUGCAAAUCCCUGGGGAAGGCCGUCAGCCUCGGAGUGCCUUCAGAGCCCAUGGCUCCAGGAGACAGGUUUGGACAACAGGCAGCAAGCACUGGUUACCUUCCCUACCACCAAACUGAGGAAUUUCCUCACCGAACGGGAAAAGAAAAGGGGCCUGCUGUGCUCCAAGUAUGGCCUCAUGAUUGCACAGUGACGUGGAUGUAACGACAGACAUGAAUUGUCUCCCUCUCCCCUUCUGUACUUAGUGUUUGGUACCAAGGAGUCCUGCCAAGUUGCUGUGCAUCAGCUGAGCUGGGGUAACUGCUCUCCGUGAAUGCGAUUUAGCAUAAUUGAGCAAAUUAAUCCACAUUACGUGCAUUGCCACAAGGUAAGAACAGAAAUAUAGACCUAACAUGGCCCAGCUGACUAGCAGUAACUUGACAGUAUGUGUGUCACUUGGCUGCACGCUUCCUGGGAUAAGCAGGAGAGAUUUGCGUAGCCAUUUCUGAAUGGGACUAGCUACCAGCCCCAAGCAGCUUUGCAAAUCCUUCCCUGAGGUCAGAAAGACUCCAUGCGUGCAAAUGCUGGGCACUGACUUCUGCCCCUGGCCCCAGGACGUGAUAACCAGAUGUGCUUUCAGAUGUUAUCGCGCUGCUCAUCCCACAGUGACCACCGCAGCAAGGUCUGAGUGACUGGUGGGUUUCUCACCUGCUUCCAAUCCGAAAGAAUUCAAUGACCACUUAUGAUGAGAAAGUAGGGAAGAGUGAAGCACUUUUGGGGGGCUGAUGUUAGACAACAAUGUAUCUUCAGGCUUUGGAUGUAGAGAUCUAACUGGAUCAAGUCCUGAGCACACUUGGCCUGAGUCAAUAGCUGACCCCGCUUUGAGCAGAAGGUUGGUCUACAGACCUCCUGAGCUCCUUCCCAACCUGACUUGUCCUGUGAUCCCAUGUCUUUGCCAAGUGCCAGACACAAGGCUGGAGUGGUGGGACUCUGCUAGCAUCCAUCAGCAGCCAGGCUCAGCACGUCACUUACCUGGCCAAGUUCUCCACCAUCCCCAUGGGGCCUGACCUGAGAUUAAACACGGGGCUAGAGGAGAGCUCUUCUAGCUCUGGAGCAACAAGAGGCUGCAGAGGGAGGAGGUAUAUGUGUUACGUGUGUGAUAGUGGUACCACCAAGGAGAUUUUAACCAGGGCUUUUCAUGCUCUGUGAGGAAACUCACAAGAAACAAGAAGAUCCAGUCUCCUUGAAAGCAGCCUUGUAGCUCGACCCUGUAGCACGAGGUGUGUACAGGGAGGGCAACAGCAGUGGGGCUUUCCAGUAACUGAUAAGUUGCACAUCUUCCUCACCCCACUCCUGCAAGAGGCCAUAGCUUGCUUGGCUUUGAGAAGAGCUACUGUUCUUCCUGGGGCCCAAGCUGACACUCCAUAUGCUGCUCCACUUGGGUGGCCCAGCUCGUGAUCUCUUAGAGCCCAGCCUGCUGCUCAAUGAGCUGCGUGGCUCCAUGGAAGUUCACCAGCUCUCCACGGGCACCUGCGCUGUCGUGUGUGCAGAGCUGGCCGAGCUCCUCAAAGGUUUCAAGGUUUGAAAACACCACAAAACUUGUUUUUUGGAGCAUGUAUUUGAAGUCUCCCGUUAGACCUGAAUGACAGACUCACCCAUCACAUAGGAUCUUACAGUAACCCCUCACCUGCCUGACUGCAUCUGCAUCGAUUCUCUUAAAAAUGUGUUAAAAAACAAACA
Molecule: messenger RNA, 34222 nt
Organism: Pygoscelis adeliae (Adelie penguin)
Lineage: Eukaryota; Metazoa; Chordata; Aves; Sphenisciformes; Spheniscidae
Gene: OBSCN
Product: obscurin, cytoskeletal calmodulin and titin-interacting RhoGEF
Exons: 125
Coding region: 264-32696 (10810 amino acids)
Biological process (GO): protein phosphorylation
Molecular function (GO): ATP binding; protein kinase activity; protein binding
Source: RefSeq, a predicted model, not a curated record